This is a messenger RNA of Clupea harengus (Atlantic herring), 1742 nucleotides long. Its product is annotated as C-type lectin domain family 4 member F-like. Lineage: Eukaryota; Metazoa; Chordata; Actinopteri; Clupeiformes; Clupeidae. Bases 164 to 1147 code for a protein of 327 amino acids. The transcript has 10 exons. The record is from RefSeq and is a predicted model, not a curated record.
UGUGGCGAGGGUAUGAGAGAGGACUAGUAGGGGAACUCUCACACACAGAUGCAGAUAACCCUGUUUGACAGCUGAACUUCCUUAGUUAAAGAGACUGACAGGAGACAGACUUCUGUCUUAUAGCUCACAAUCACCUCUUGACUGAAUCGUACAGAUCACAAGGAUGUCAGAAGACAAAAUCUACUCAAAUUUAAUGCCAACGGACACACCAGAGGACUCUACCACAGCCACACAGACAGAUGAAGUGACAUACUCUGACAUCGACUUCAUCAAAACAGGACAUAGCCACCAGAAGCAAACCGACAGUGAUGGAGACGGUGUCUACUCUCUGGUCAAUCUUCCUAAAAACGUCCCAGGAAAUGAACUGGACCCACAACCUCCAUCUGAUUCCAGUAACAUCUUGACCCCGGCCAAACCUGACCCUGCCAACUCCUCACCACUGCAACAUCCAGAGAAAGAGAGCCGUCCUGGUAUCUCUCAAAGAUGCACAGUACUCUUUCUCUCUGUGUGCGUUCUCCUGUUGGCCAUUGCUGUUACUAUGGUAGCACUCUAUGCUGUGAAAGUGGAGCAAUGUUCAGGUGUUAAAGAGCAGGUAGACUUACUGAGGGUGGAGCACGCCAAUGUUACAAUGUUGCUGCGGGAGAAGUAUGAUAAUGCCACUGCCAUGACAAGGACUUUGGAGGCUAAACUUACAGAAACUGAAAAGAUGUUGCUUGAGCAGAAAAACAGAAAUGAUGAUCUCACCAAGCUGAAGAAUGAGCUACAAGGAGUGAAGUGUGCGGAUGACUGGGAGUACUUCAAUGGAGCAUUUUACCACUUCUCCACUGAUGAGAAGACCUGGACUGAGAGCAGAGAUGCCUGUGUGACUAUAGGAGGACAUCUGGUCAUCAUUACCAGUCAACAAGAAAUGGAGUUCCUGAAGACCAAGGCUAAUCACUGGAUUGGUUUAAAUGAUGCUCAGGAAGAGGACAAAUGGCGCUGGGUGGACAGCACACCCCUCACAGACCCAAAGUUUUGGGGAAAUGGACAGCCUGAUAAUGCAGGUGAUGAGGACUGUGCGAGGAUUGAUAUAAACCAGAAGUGGAAUGAUGCCCCAUGUCAAAAUGCAUUUAAGCGAAUCUGUGAGAGUAGAAGCUGUAGGACCUGAAUUUAAUUUAUAUUAAGUCAACUUCAAUCUAUUGAAAACAAUAUUUAAAGACAUUAACAGGUGAAAAUGAGGGAUAGUGGCGAUUAUAGACAAUAGAUUUUCUUUACAUCAACAUAGUUUAAUAGAAUUAGCUAAAUGAGUGAAGACUGUGUGUAAAAUCAUGACAAGAUUUUAGAGAUUAGUACUGGGUAUGCAUCCACUUCCUACAGUUUUUUGAAAAUGUAUCAAUGGCUUUAGCUGUAAAUAAAUGAUCUGCCAUUGAUUUGUAUUUCAUCAAAUGAUGCAAGAAGAAAUUUAGCUCCAUGUGAAUUUUGAUGAUCAGGUCUUUCUGUCCAAAGGCCUUUGAAGGCUACGUUUAAAUGAAUGGAUAUCUGCCAGUGCUUAUCCCAAGCUGAUGAGUGGACAAGCUUGCCUAUAGGAACUCAGGAUGUCACCCUUGACUACUUUAGCAUAAUCUGCACCAGUAUUGUCUAGGAUGCUGUCUUGAAAAUACACACAUUCUUGUCUCAGUGGUAUAUACUCCACCAUAUAUGCGGAAUAAUAUGUGUAAUAAGGUAUGUUCUGAUCUGAAUAAAGCUGGUUUUAUUUUUCAAAA